UGUUCCUGCUGCCGGUGAGACGCUCAGUGACGCGCGGCGUGUUGCAGGAGGCGGCCUUGUGCUCACUAUGGCUCUCAGUGCGAUUAAUCCGCUAGCCGUUGCUAUUGUAGUUUUCCUGUUUUCUUGCAAUCUUGACCCAACGAAUGCCUAUCCAGAUGGAAGAGUAACAGAAGUAUGUGAUUCAAUGCAGCCAAGACACGGACGUCAACCUCAAGAUGAACCUCAGCAUAAUAUUACGGUGGAUAAAACCGUGUUUAAGCCAGGAGAGCGCAUCAAAGUAACUCUGUCUGGGACCAGGUUCACCGGGUUUUUAGUUCAAGCACGCAAUGCAGAUAACUUAGAUGGCAAUGCAGUUGGCUCGUUUUCUUUGAUUGAUGGAGAUAUUUCUCAACUCCUGACUUGUGGGAAUGUCGAGGAUUCGGCUGUGAGCCAUACUAAUAAAAAAAGAAAAGAACAGGUGGCAUUUUAUUGGAUCGCUCCAAUUGAUGGAUCACCAGUACAUGUCCAAUUUCUAGCUUCUGUGGUUGAAAAAUACAAAAUCUAUUGGGUGAAAAUUAAAGGUCCUAUUUUAUCUCAAGCAAAUGCACCUCAUUUCACAUCUAGCCAGCCUGGUAGCCAAAUGUUAACAGAGAAACAGUCAUCCUCUCUAACUACACGGUUUUCCUCCUCUGACUGUGGUCGUAACAAGUUCUGUAUAAGAGACCCAUCCUCAUGUAAACCAGAGAAGAUGCAUCAGUGCUUCUUUCUGUCCUUCACUAAAGAAAAUCAAUCGGUGUUGGUGGAGAUGAGUGGACCAGGGGAAGGUUAUAUUUCGUUUGCCCUGUCCCAUGAUCAGUGGAUGAGGGAUGAUGAUGCCUAUCUGUGCGUGAAGGAUGAUCAAGAAGUUCAAAUCAAUCCUGCGCAUAUCAAAGGGCGCACACACCCCGAGAUGGCAUCUCCGGACCUUCUCCAAGACCGGGCGUGGAGGUUGGAAGAUGGAGUAAUUCAGUGCUCAUUCCGUAGACCCAUCAAGAUGCCUUCUUCUCCAGAGAGGUUUGACCUGAAUGGCAACUAUUACAUAUUUCUAGCAGAUGGUGAUGCCAGUGAUGGAAUUAUUUCAAGACAUCUCCGACAACCUCUGAUAACCAGUAGAAUGUACAAUGUAACUGGCUCUCCGGAGAAUAUUGGGGGAUCUCGCUCCCCACUUCUUGUCAAAUUUCAUGGUGCCUUGAUGUUCAUGGCAUGGAUGACCACUGUCAGCAUUGGUGUAAUCGUUGCACGCUUUUUUAAACCCGUCUGGCCAAAUUCAUCAUUGUUUGGUCAGCAGGUUUGGUUCCAGGUUCACCGGAUUCUCAUGGUAACCACAGUGAUCCUAACGUGUGUAGCUUUUGUUCUUCCCUUUUUGUACAGAGGACAUUGGAGCAAUAGAGCUGGCUACCACCCAUACUUGGGUUGCGUUGUUAUGGCUUUGACAAUACUUCAGCCUGUGAUGGCUAUUUUCAGACCCCCACCUCACGCUUCCAGGAGGCACAUAUUUAACUGGAUGCACUGGGGCAGCGGCACUACUGCUAGGAUAUUUGCAGUGGCUGCAAUGUUCCUGGGGAUGGAUUUGCAAGCUUUGGACCUUCCUAAUCCCUGGGACACAUACACAAUGGUAGGAUUUAUCCUAUGGCACGUCUUCACCGAUCUCCUGCUUGAAAUCCAUGCUUUCUGUUUAUUACGGACAGGUGUUGGUCAGAUGCAACAGUCAGGAGCUCUCAUUAAAACCAAUGUGUUUGGACUGAUCAUUUUAUAUGUCUCCCUGAUGCGGAAGGUAGAGAAGAGGCCUGGAGAUUUUAGCAAGUUGGCAGAAGAUCAAGUUGGAAUCCUGAAUACCUCGCACUUUGAGAAUGAGGGCCACACCUUUAAGAAGAUUGUCCUGACAAUUUACAUUUGUGGAAACUUUGCCUUUCUGAUCACAUUCCUUGCAGCAAUCUACCAGAUUUAAGAAAAAAAGGCUUGAGAAUGAUGCCGCCUUCUCGCUGCUGUAGACAUUUGGUUCAGCAAACUGGCUGUGCGUUUCGCCUUCUCAAUGAUUCCUAUACUACACGCUUGAGUGGAUAUCAAGAUUUCAGUGUAUGACUACGAGCAGACAGAAUAGAACUUUCCAAAUUGCACGACUUCUGUACGGCAAAUUUUUUAACUUUUUUCAAAAUCUACAUUCAGAAAGAGCUGGGAUUCUUGCAAUCAAGAUAUUUGUCACUUCAAUUCUUCUCAGGAAUUCUUAAAUGAUUCGCACGAGUUCUUAUAACAAUCCUUUUAUGCCUUUUUGAUUAAUACUUUUGUUUCAUAGUGUGUGCACGGGGCUACAAUAAUUCAGUAAAAAUUUCAGAAAGCAAAGAAGCUUGGAAACGGAAUAAUACGUUGUGCUGUCAUAACUGUGCUGCUUCCUAACCAAUUUGUGACCGAUG
Molecule: messenger RNA, 2429 nt
Organism: Pelobates fuscus (common spadefoot toad)
Lineage: Eukaryota; Metazoa; Chordata; Amphibia; Anura; Pelobatidae
Gene: FRRS1
Product: ferric chelate reductase 1
Exons: 17
Coding region: 68-1966 (632 amino acids)
Biological process (GO): intracellular iron ion homeostasis
Cellular component (GO): membrane
Molecular function (GO): oxidoreductase activity, acting on metal ions
Source: RefSeq, a predicted model, not a curated record